AUGGUGUUUAGAAAAUUUGAAACACAACCUGAUCAAUCGAAAUGCAAUAUUUUCAUUUUAGAUUCUGAAACAACUGGUCUUACUUCCAAUGCAGAAAUUAUUGAACUUUUGUGUGCUUGUUUAAAUGGGGAAGCAUUUUAUCGUAAACCAAACCCAACCAUCUCCAUUACUCCAGAGUCUACCAAAAUCAACAAUCUCACAAGCCAUGAUUUAACAGGUCACCAAUAUUGGGAAAAGGUUGAAGAGGAAUUUUUUAAUUUUAAUUAA
Dictyostelium purpureum is the source of this 267-nucleotide messenger RNA. RefSeq lists its product as uncharacterized. NCBI's taxonomy places the organism in Eukaryota, Evosea, Eumycetozoa, Dictyosteliales, Dictyosteliaceae. Gene Ontology annotation, molecular function: nucleic acid binding. The record is from RefSeq and is a predicted model, not a curated record. The transcript has a single exon. The coding region runs from base 1 to 267 and encodes 88 amino acids.